AUGGACAGCGAAUCUCCUGCCACCAUCGGCGGUGCUACCCCCGUGCGCAAGAGGAUCUCUACGGCCUGUGAGGCGUGCCGCGUAACAAAGAUUAAGUGCCAGCCGAGUGAGCAGCCCGGAGUCUGUCGCAACGUCGUUGAUGGCCAUCAAUCGCAACCUCAGCCUCCUCCGCCACCAGCUCCGUCAAAGACCUUCACCAUCGACUUUGAUGUCCCCUCGCUGCCAGAAGUAGACGAGAACUUUGACGCCCUACGCGACUCACACUCUCAAAUGAUCGAUUCCAUCUUUCCAUCGGAUCAGGAGUCGGAUGCCCUCAGUGCCCCAGAUUCGCCGCCUACAGGAUUCCCGACGCCGGGCUCGUCUAAUAACACGCACUCCAUUCAGUCCCUGCACGCAAAGCCGCAGUUCAACCUCGAUUCGGCGGCAUCCCUCUUAGCUUCGUUUCGUGGAAUGUUGGUGCACUAUCCAGUGGUUUCUCUCAAACCCGAAGAGACAGUAUCAAGUCUCGCCGCUUCUCGACCGUUCGUUCUACUAGCCAUCCUGUCAGCAGCAUCUGGGUCCAGGACACUGCAGGGACAUACCCUCUAUGACGAAGAGUUUCGAAAAGUACUAGGCCUCAAGUUUGUCGCCGGCGGAGAGAGGAGCAUGGAGCUCCUUCAGGGCAUUCUCAUCUACUGCGCCUGGUACCCCUUCCACCUCCGCCCCAAGAACAAACAAGCCUUCCAAUACUACCGAAUGGCCGGUGAUCUCGUCCACGACCUCGACUUGGAGGAAGAAUCCCCAGAGCUCAUCACCACGCCUCCCGGCGCCAUGACCACAACGCAGCUCGACCGUCUGCGCGCCUACCUGGGCUACUACUACGCCGUGUCAAAGUACGUCCUCGGCCACCCGUACACGCGGCCCCUCGUUGCUUACCAUCCCAGCUACAUGACGGCGUGGAAGAGGAUGGACCAGCUGGCUUGCCCCUGGACGCCCUGGACGGCUACCUGCUGCGAUGUGCUGCAACGGUGCGCAGAGGCUGAUGGGGAUCUUGCGCUGUCUUAUCUUGCCAGGUUGGCGAGCUCGACGAACACGGCCAAUAAAUCGAUUCGCGAUAACAACGCCCAGUCGGCUCAACAGGUUCAGUUGCUUUUGUUGGGACUCGAGGCUCAGCAUAGGGAACUGAAGGAGGCCAUGUUGCCUCAUAUAGCCCGGUCAGCACCCGUAAGGCUAGCGGACCUCUUCUUCAACGUCUUUCUCCAAGGUGGCGCCGUCUUCUAUUUAACCCGCAAGAUCGCUCCCCCGGGUCUCGUCCACCCUCCUGUGUCCCGCCUCCGCAGCUGCGUCACCAACCUGCGUGCUUUGUUCGACUACCUCACCGACCUGGGACAGUCAGGCUUUAUGGCUUUCACCAGCGUCGACUGGACCAAAUUUGUUCUCUCUGUCAUCCUUGCUGUCCGACUCUCGUUCCCCAUGUCGGAGGUCAAAGACUGGGAUCACGCCUGGGCGCGCGAAGAGCUGCGCUUCGAGGCCUUCCUCGAGACCAUGUGUGACGGCGCAGACCUGACACCCGUGAGCACAAGGGUCGACGUCCUCUCUGCGGGACGCGUCGUCUUGCGCGUUGUCAAGGAAAAGUACGACCGCCGGGUCGCCAUGCUCAACAUGACGGCCUCGCACGGGAAGGGACCUGGCCCGCAGGGGUGUCCAAUGUUUGACCGCAGCAUGGAGCCGUACAUUUCAGCGUGGGAUACGGGGUUCGACAUGAGCUCAGUGAUGCCACCGUUCCCGCCUCAGCAGCAGAGCCAGCAGGAAGGACAGCAGGCUGUGUUCCAUGACCUGUGGGCGACCAUGACCAUGGGCUGGGCGAAUGACAGUCUGAUGGACGACCAGGAUAUCUAG
Fusarium keratoplasticum is the source of this 1878-nucleotide messenger RNA. RefSeq lists its product as uncharacterized. The transcript has 4 exons. Bases 1 to 1878 code for a protein of 625 amino acids. Gene Ontology annotation, biological process: regulation of DNA-templated transcription. The record is from RefSeq and is a predicted model, not a curated record. Lineage: Eukaryota; Fungi; Ascomycota; Sordariomycetes; Hypocreales; Nectriaceae. Gene Ontology annotation, cellular component: nucleus. Gene Ontology annotation, molecular function: DNA-binding transcription factor activity, RNA polymerase II-specific; zinc ion binding; transcription cis-regulatory region binding.